AAUCAGCCACCAUCUCCGUCAGUUGUCGGCUGGCCGCCGGUCUGUGCGUUUCGCCGGAAUAUGGCGAGUUCUCAGGCGGCGAGGCCUGAGAUAGAAGAGGAGAGGGAAGCUAAGAGGGCAAAGAUUGGUGAGGGAGAAGCUUUCAAUGGCUUAUCAGCUGAGGAGACAAAGAGCAUUGCGAUGUUUGUGAAGGUGAAAAUGGAAGGAUAUCCUGUAGGAAGGAAGAUUGAUCUUAGGGCUCAUUCUUCCUAUGAUUCACUCUCCCAUUCACUCAGAAUAAUGUUCAAAAAUGUCAUCUGUCUUGAUUACCCAAUUUCUGAAGAACAUAUUGGGGAAACUUUUAAUCGUGAAUAUCUUCUUCUUUAUGAAGACCAUGAAGGAGAUCGAAUGCUUGUUGGUGAUGUGCCAUGGGAGUAA
Phalaenopsis equestris is the source of this 417-nucleotide messenger RNA. RefSeq names its product auxin-responsive protein IAA25-like. Gene Ontology annotation, cellular component: nucleus. Gene Ontology annotation, biological process: regulation of DNA-templated transcription. Lineage: Eukaryota; Viridiplantae; Streptophyta; Magnoliopsida; Asparagales; Orchidaceae. The coding region runs from base 61 to 417 and encodes 118 amino acids. The record is from RefSeq and is a predicted model, not a curated record. Gene Ontology annotation, molecular function: protein binding. The transcript is spliced from 2 exons.